CCGGAAUUAUCUUCCUCCGGAUUGUAGUCGGACUUUUGUCAUUGUUCAGAGAGGAAGAGACUGUAGAUUCAUCAGUGUUCGUCGUAUCAAUGGGGCCCUCCGUAGAAGCGAUUUGCUCCGUCUCGGUCUCUGUUUUGCUUGAUCCGGAAGCUAUGAUUGGAAUAAACAGAAACCCUAUAUUUUGCGUAAGCCGAAUACUUUUGUGAGUUUUAAGUUGCAUUAUUUAUAGAUGGGAUCGAACUUGGGCUUAAUCAAAGGAGAAGGCCCAUUUAUUUCCAAA
Molecule: messenger RNA, 280 nt
Organism: Arabidopsis thaliana (thale cress)
Lineage: Eukaryota; Viridiplantae; Streptophyta; Magnoliopsida; Brassicales; Brassicaceae
Exons: 1
Coding region: 90-206 (38 amino acids)
Source: RefSeq, marked reviewed